Ornithodoros turicata is the source of this 3757-nucleotide messenger RNA. Its product is annotated as alpha-glucosidase-like. Lineage: Eukaryota; Metazoa; Arthropoda; Arachnida; Ixodida; Argasidae. Bases 251 to 2248 code for a protein of 665 amino acids. Gene Ontology annotation, biological process: carbohydrate metabolic process. The transcript is spliced from 6 exons. The record is from RefSeq and is a predicted model, not a curated record.
CAGACGAGUGUGCGGUUUUUGAAAGGAGCCGGCGUACGUCUGAGAUGCCUGAAGCAUCUUGAAGAGUGUCGUCUGCUUUGUUAUUCGUUCUGAAAGUGCUACGUGCCUCGUUGUUCAGUGGGUUGGAUUGAACUUUGGCUUCCUUGACUGCGACGAGGUGACUUUUCUGAGUGUCGUGCUGAUGAGACUUGCGGAGACUUCCCCUGCGCACUACCGGAAGUAGGCUUCAUUACAUAUUUCAUGCCGUAUAAUGGACCCGGAUGAAGAGGAACAGGAUCAUCGGCCAAACAUGUUUCCUCAGAACGUCAUCUUCCAGAUAGGUUACCAUCCGAAGUCGAAGCGCUACUCUCAACGCCAGAGCUCGGCUGGCAGCGCCACGAACGGCGAUCUCUUUGUUCUCAGCAACGUAGCCAAGACGCCGGAUGUGGUUGCCGGAACCAUAUUUCCCUCCGAGCGCGCACCCUACGGAAGCCAUCGGAUGUUCGACCCGGCUAAGGUGGUAUCGCAAGACACCGGAGAUCUCAUAGACCCCGGAAGUACAACUGCUCUCUUGGAUAGUCCCAACUUGGACAGGAGUCCCAAUAGAAAGAGCGGGACAAAGCAGCUCCAUCGAGAAUGCUGCGCACCCCUAUUCGUCCACUGGAACUGGCCCGUCAUCCGCAUGGGCUGCUUAUGCCUCUGCAUCAGCUCAUUGGUCGGCAUUCUUUGCGUCAUCGUCGGCGUGCUCCUCUCACGGCCGCCAUCUUGCGACCCGCAGCGCUCCUGGUGGCAGGGCAGCGUUAUGUACGAGGUCUUUACGGCCUCGUUCGUCGACUCCGACCACGACGGCUUCGGCGACUUCAAGGGUUUGGCGUCGCGUCUGGACUACGUCAAGAGACUGAAAGUGUCGACGCUGAGGCUGUCCUCUGUGUUCAGUGCGUUGGACUAUCCGCUGGAGUACGAGCACAUCAUUGACUUUGACAAUGUGGACCCCCAUCUGGGACACAUGUCGGACUUUGACGAUUUGGUGCAAGCAGUGCAUCGGGAGGGCUUGACCCUUGUGUUGGACAUCAACCCCUCUGUGACGAGUGAUCAGCAUGCGUGGGCUGCUCAUUGGUUGUUGGAUCGUAAUGGAGAGUAUGCUGGAUACUACGUGCUGGCCAAUGAGAGCACGACGGCGAACCUUGUUUCCGACGAAGACUGGGACGACGACCGCAAGGACCCUCACAGACCGUUCGGAAGUCAGCUGUUCCUCAACUGGUCGCACCCAGACGUCCGACGUGAUAUAUUCCAGUCUGUGCACGUCUGGCUUCGUAAGGGCGUCGACGGCUUCUACCUGAAGCAUCCAGAAAGACUUCGAGUCCGCGAUGACCACGAACUCUACGAGGUCCUUUUGUCCUGGCGGCGGCUUCUAGACAGCUACGAAGAGUCCGACAACAGAGGUCGCAUCAUGAUGACCUCUGUGGACCUGGCAGACGACCUUUACGAAAGGUCUUCGCCCAUGUUGGGUCCCAUCCUGGAGUUAUUCGACCUGCUCGACGUACACAUCGACGUGGAAGGUGGACCCGCAAACGUCUCGGAGGCCUUCUCCGUCAGGGUGAGGGACUCGCAAAAGUGGAGGAACGUCAGCGCGGGUCCGUGGUUCUCUUGGAAUCUCGGCGAUGCGGAGAGCUCGCGCCUGGGGUCGAGGUUAGACGUGGAUCCGCUGACGGCGCUAUUUGCGCUGUGGUCUCUGCCCGGAAGUGUCUCCAUCUUCUACGGGGAUGAGAUUGGACAGAAAGAUGCUUUCGACGUCAUAUCCGGAAGGCCCUUCCGCACCGGCCAGCUAGGCCUGAUGCAAUGGACGGACGGCCCUCACGCCAACUUCACCACCUCCACCCCGUGGAUUCCCGUCCACCCAGAUUACUCCACCAGAAACAUCGACAAUGCCUCGGAGACCCUCAACGUCCUUGCCCGUCUGACGGACAUCCGGAACGACGCCGUUGCCCUCUUCAUGGACGGCGUCUUCAAGCACCGCCGGAAGACCUCCAACUCGAGGGUCGUACGUCAAGACCGCGAGGUCCUGGCCCUGGAGAGGUUCUACCCUCGCAGAAGCCGCUAUGGUGCCAUCAUCAACUUCGCGUCAAGGCCGGUGACGCGGGACUUAUCGGACUUGUGGUUCGAAGGCAAUGUCGUGGCGGGAACCAGUCAUAGUCUGCCAACCAGGGUCAACUUCCGGGAACUUUAUCUGGAGCCUGGUGAAGCCCUCCUCGUUGAGAUUAUCAGCUGAACAGGUGGUGACGCAGAAUGGCUGAAGUGACUUCUGCUAUCGAAGCGCUGUUUUUAUGUGGUCAUCUGAAGUACAUGCGUAUUAAGGAUAGGACAAGACAUACAUUAUUUGGAUGUUAUGACUGCGAGGAGUACACACGGAAUUCCUGACUGAAAUUAACACAAAAUUCAAAUUCGAUGACAACCCUGUAAAUGAGUAUGGUACGUUGAAGUUUCCCAUCUUGUUCACAUAUUUAAUUGCCUGGGACCUAGAAGGGGCUCAGCGUACACAUCAUCUACCACACGAAGCAGAAGCAAGCAUACAAUGAGUUCAUCCUGCCCAGGAGAUUACACAACAGGGCCGGCCACUUUUCUACUUCGUGACAUAUCACCCAGCCGACUUCACCAAAGUAAGACGCUUCGUUGCAUGACUACGGUUGCAAGAAAGACAAUGUCAUAGCCGAGCCAAGGAAUACCAUCCAUGACUUAUGCAGACGGGUUCAGAAGACGGUGCUGAAGCCAUUACAUCUUUUAUGCGGCGAUGUCGAAAACAUAACCAGGGCAAGGAAACAGUUGCUAGACGAAGGUGGAUUCACAGGAGGCAGAAGUUUGUCUGGCAGACGUGCCUGGCUGCUCUGAGGGGAAGUUAUCAUCUGCAUUGUGCAGAUAAGACACCUGGUGAAAGGCUAUCAGCUGCCGUCACCUGAUGUGCAGUGACGUCGAUAAUCUUUUGACUGGUACUGAUCGUCUGCUAUGUUUCGAGUGACAUAUAUGUGCCACAUGCACUGCAUCUUGGAAAUAUCCGAUGCAACAUCGUGAAUAUAUUGUGCUAUCUGACAGGCACACCGACCCAAAAUGUGUUUUCCACCGAAGUCGACAAGGUAUUUCUGUGCGAGGUCAUGCUAGGACAUGGCGUGCAACAUGGACACCUGUGGACUGACCAAGACUCGUGCCAACCCUGUUACAUGUGAAUGUGUCAUUUUUAUGUCAUCAACAUGAGUCCGGAAAACAUUCCACGAUUGGCUGUGUGGAACAUGUACAACAAACCUAGAAAAAAGCUAAUCACAAAUCAAUUCACGAACGUUAAUUACGUAUUGUUAAAAUAUCACAACAAAACUUGUAUGUAGCAUCCAGUACCUGCUUCAUAACCCUAAUUUUCCCGUACAAUAAGUUAUCAAAUGUUGCUGUUUGUUACUUCAUAAGGAGUUACAAAACCUCGGACGCAAACCUUCCUGUAAAUAAUGUCCAUCUUCCACCACCAUUUCUCACGCCCCCUAUCUCUGAGCAUGACGUCAUCGUUUCUACUACGUCACGUGUUCCGCCACAUGGACUUCCUGUUCCGACUCCUGGUGUUAGCUGGUCGAACCACGCCAAAGCAGCCUGAGUCCAUCCAUCGCGUGGUGAAGGAUAAUAAUGAAGAUACAUCCACCUUCUUGAGAGUAACGACUAUUUUGUGCAGGGAAUCCAUUUUAAAAAAUCGUGCCAAGGAAGAAAGGAAAGACUGCUGUAGAUAAGGCAGGGAGUUUGUGAA